Molecule: messenger RNA, 1105 nt
Organism: Papaver somniferum (opium poppy)
Lineage: Eukaryota; Viridiplantae; Streptophyta; Magnoliopsida; Ranunculales; Papaveraceae
Exons: 3
Coding region: 13-873 (286 amino acids)
Biological process (GO): mitotic G2 DNA damage checkpoint signaling
Cellular component (GO): nucleus
Molecular function (GO): chromatin binding
Source: RefSeq, a predicted model, not a curated record
UCUAGAAUCAAAAUGUCGACGAUCUCCUUCGUCGCUCUUCAAUGUUACGAGUGUUCAACGAUGCAAGUGAAGCAGAAGAAGAAGAGUAGUAACAAAUGGAAUUGUGUUGUUUGCAAUGAGAAACAAUCAGUUCGGAAGGUUUUUUAUGAAGCAUUUGUUGCUAAAGAUGUUAGAUUAUUUGUUCAGGAUUUCAAUAUGUCUAGGCAAUUUAAUGAUCAGAACAAUAAACAAACCCUAAUUGAAGCGGCUAUUGGUAAUUAUGAGAGUUCUCAGGGUAAUGGUAAUGGAUGUUUGGGAAAGAGGAGGAAUGACUGGAGUGAGUAUUUGGAGCCUGAAAUUGAAAAUAGUGAAGAUGGUCAAGAAAAAGGAUGUGAGUUAGAGCCUGAGUUUGUGACAGAGUUGCCGAAAGAGAUCUUUAAGAGGCCUAAACUUAAGAACCACUCACUUGGAUUGAGAAGAUCUGGAGCAGUCAAGUCUUCCAAUCCUGUUUCAUCAUCGGAAACUAUCAGAACCAAAGGUUCAACGAGGCUAUGCAGCAAUGAAGUCACUUAUAAGGAUAUUUUCGAAAAGAAUGUUAGCAAGCCAAAGAUGACAUUUCAGACGGAAACAACCAAUCUGCGUAGCAACAAAGUCACUUGCAAUGAAGUUUUCCAAAAGAAUAAGCCAGAGAUAACAUUUCAGGCAGAAACAGCCAAAGGAGCAUCAAAAUGGGCUGAAUACUUAACCGAGGAAGAGGAAGACAAUGACUACUUGUUUAAUGGCAGGGAUGAAAAGUCAACUGAAAAUCCUUUCCAGAAUUGGAGAGAAAAUCUCUUGGAGAUGCAAUUUAAUGAUCAGAAGGUGGAAGAAGAUUUACACCCCGACUUCUAUUGAGGAUCUUACAUUAUCCGUUUCUGUCCAUCAGUGCUAUUGAAAGGCAAGACAGAGAAUGUAAAGCGCAGUGGGAUAUUCGUUUGAAAAUGUUGGUUUUAUAUGUUUCAACCAUUUUCAGUGAACUCUGUAGAGCAUUUUAUCUUAGUAAUUUGUGCAUAUAUGACUAGAGUUACCCCAUUGAAGAUAAAUUGUUUUACAAUACACAGGAUAUGGAUGAACCUGGAGUCUUGAC